CCAGACAGGACCGUUUGAAGCCCCUUUCCGGAAGCAUGAGGAAGACGAUAAGGUGGAGGAGGAAACGGUGAAGAAAUGGAGGGAGGCGUUGAGUAUAGCAGCAGGCUUUUCUGGCUACGAAAGUGAGAAAGUAGCAGAUGGACACGAGGCGCCGCUUGUUGAAAUGAUUGUUCGGAGGGUUGUAGAAGAAUUAAAGAAUCGACCGCAGGAUGCCGAUGAACAGCUCGUUGUGUAAAGAGUCAUCACCGACUCUCUUGGAAUGACUCCUCUUUCUUUUCCUCUUUCGGUACUUAUGUAAUGAUUAAAGAAAAUAAAAUAAUAAAAAUAAAAAGUGUGGAAAUCGGUGGAGCCAUCGACUUCUUCAUUUAAUGGCAUAGUGUGUUGAGUCUCAAGUCUUUGUGCAAGUGAGUUGUUUACUUUGUGAGUUAAGCGUAUGCUUAAUUUGUGAGCUGGUGAGUUUUAGCUCCUGUUCACUUCGUGAAAGUGUAAGUGUGUGCUGCAAAGGUAUUGGGUGUUUUAACUCACUACUUAGUGAGUGAGCUGAUGUGAGUUUUCUCGAAUCCUCUUUUAUAAUAUCUAGUCUUUUAUAAUAUCUAGUUUGAUGAAUAAAGAGUUUACAUUUUAAGAUUAUCAAUUCUUCUACGAAAAUUUGAGUUUGGAUCUAAGUUAUAUCAAAGGCCCAUAUUUGUUUUUGAACACGUUCGAAUCAAGUCACGAGCAAAUGAUAUCAUCAAGAUAUUGGGCAUCAACUCUAAAGAUGCAACAAUGGUGGGAAUCCAUGGAAUGGUAAGACUCGGCAAGACAACAGGUGCAAAGGCCGUCUACAACAAACUUUACAGAUCAUUUGAAUUCCAUGUCUUCAUAAGUGAUAUCAGGAAAAAAUGCGUCGUACCUGAUGGACUCGUCAAGGAUGCUUCAUAUUUUCAAAGAAGACAUCACAAUAACCAAUACUGGUGAAGGAACUUGCAUGCUUCAGAGAAUUUUGCAGAACAACAGUGUCUUGAUCGUUCUUGAUGAUGUUGAUCAAGUAGAGCAAGUUGAAGCACUUGAUUGAAAACAGGAAUGGUUCCAUCUAGGCAGUAGAGUCACUAUCACUACGAGGGAUGAGGGACUGCUUAAUGCUCUGGAUGGCUGGGAACAACUACAUCAGAACUACGGGCCAAAAACAUUAAAUGAAGAUGAAUCCCUCGAACAUUUCAGUUGGGACACAAUGCAUUGGGAUGAAAUAAUGAAGCGCUGGAGUGGACUUCGCGAUGACGAGAUUUACAGGACGCUAAGAGUAAGCUACGACGUUUUGAGUAGCAGUGAUGGGAGAUCCAUCUUCCUUGAUGUUGCGUGCUUCUUCGGUGGAAUUGAUAAAGAAACUGCAAUUUAUCUAUGGGAUGCUUGCGGCUUCUCCUCAAGAGUUUCGAUUAAAGCUCUCAUUGACAAAUCUCUCAUAGAAAUCAUUGAUGGCCAAUUGGAGCUGCAUAACAUGCUGCCAGAAAUGGGCAAGCGUAUUGUUGGAGAAGAACUUGGAACAGGGCCAGAAACGGAGAGGAGGCUGUGGGUCAAAGAAGAAAUAAUAGAUGUGCUAGAGCAGCAAAAGGGAACAAGUAAAAUAGAAGGAAUCAGCCUUACCAUGCAAGAGGAUGGAAACAAUAUGGCACCGCGUGGAGCAAACGUUAAUGACCAUAGUGAUAAUCACGAUGAUAGUGAGGCGGAGAUGAAACCUGUGGAAGCUGGCGGCUUUGCCUCGAUGGACAAACUUAGAUUGCGUAUGAUCAAUCAUGUGAACUUAAUGGGUGGAUACGGAAGCAUGCAUAAACGCAUCAAGUGGCUCCAAUGGCGAGGGUGCCCCCUGAAAUUCCUCCCACCUGAUUUUGAUUUGAAGGAAGUUGCUGCUCUGGAUCUGUCAUAUAGCAACAUUAUUCAACUUCGAAAGAAGCCCAAGUGGUAUUCGGGCAUCAAGGAUUUUGGCCAGCAACCAAGCCUCAUCAAACAAAGAAAAGAAAAUGGAACAGUCUUUGAUAAUCUGAAAUUUCUUGAUCUGACUGCCUGCAAUGAGUUAACCGUUUCUCCUGAUCUAUCUGUGUUCCCUAAGUUAGAGAAAUUGGUGCUGGAUCGCUGUGAUAAUUUGGUUAAGGUGCAUGAAUCGAUAGCGAAUCUCAAGAUGUUGGUCGUAUUGAGCAUGAGAAGCUGUGGAAAGUUGAAGGAGUUGCCUGACUGUAUAUCACGCUUGACUUCACUCGAGCAGCUAAACCUUGCGAACUGCUUUGGCUUGGAAAAACUGCCGGACUGCAUCGAUGAACUGGCAUCCCUCAAGGAACUUGACCUCUCCAAUUGCACCAGCUUGAAAUAA
Messenger RNA from Nymphaea colorata (pocket water lily), 2341 nucleotides. Its product is annotated as disease resistance protein RUN1-like. Gene Ontology annotation, biological process: defense response. The transcript has 5 exons. The record is from RefSeq and is a predicted model, not a curated record. Lineage: Eukaryota; Viridiplantae; Streptophyta; Magnoliopsida; Nymphaeales; Nymphaeaceae. The coding region runs from base 1211 to 2341 and encodes 376 amino acids.